Messenger RNA from Xenopus laevis (African clawed frog), 4960 nucleotides. RefSeq names its product phostensin (gene ppp1r18.L). Bases 495 to 1967 code for a protein of 490 amino acids. Lineage: Eukaryota; Metazoa; Chordata; Amphibia; Anura; Pipidae. The transcript is spliced from 6 exons. The record is from RefSeq and is a predicted model, not a curated record.
GAGUGAGGGAAGUACAGAAUUUCUGUGUCUUUUGUCGUAUAUAUUUUAGAACAGUCUUGGAUUUUUUUCUAAUAGGGAGUUCAACUGCAUUUUCUCAAGGCAGGCGAAGCCCAUCUGCCUUACCGAUGUCAUUAAAGUACAGUUCUAUAGUCUGGAGGAAUUGAAGCUCACUUAAAGAGGACGUAUGACGCUUUGGGACUUUCCACAGAGAAACACUGAACAUUGAAAUCUUUUUGGGUUUAACUUUAACAAAGGAAACUGCUCCAGACAUCAGUUCACUUCUCCUAACAUCACGACAUCCAGCUGAGAUAUAGGAUGUUUUAAAGAGGAUUGUGUCUGCUUACUCACAAUAUAGAUCUAUACUGGAAGAGGUUCACAAAGGUCCAACAUGGAGAGCAGACAGUUAUAAUCUGUCCAAACAUGCCUCCUGAACAAAGCCAGAGUAAAUAAAAGUAUCCUAACAUAGGACCAACACCAAGUCUUGAAUCCAUCAAAUGAUGGAGGUCCCUGACUGGAAGGUCCACCUUUUGGAGAGGAGACGAAAAGAUGAAGAAGACUUAAAGAAAAGGGAAAGAGAAGAGGAGGAACGUCUUGCUAAAAUGCCAGCAUGGAAAAGAGAAAUUAUACUGAGGCGAAAGGCCAAGGCUGAAGCAUCUGUAUUAGAGAUAAAAGCUGAGGUGGAUGAAGGAGAGCAGGAAGAGAGUACAAAAAUGGUGAGUGAGGUUCAAGAAGAAAAAGAGGUGCGUGUAUUAAGUGAAAAAAUUGGACCAGUUCAGCAGAAUCCAUUUAUUCAACAGGAGAAGCAGAGAAGGAUGCCUGAGUAUUCGUGUUUGAGGAAACCGCUUCCUGAGUCUCCCAUUUCUGUCACGGUUCGGACAGAUGAUACGGUCAGAGGUUUGAAUGCCACACACGUAGAAGAGGAACAGAAAGCCCACAAAGAAGACAUAUAUCCAUUGCCUGAUGAAGGAACAGGGAUUGUUAGCAGAAUUUUAAGCCGAUUUGGACGUUCAUUUUCAGAAGGGGAAAAUGGUGGGUCAAGUGUGCCACUGGUAAAUGGGGAGUUGGAAAUGACGUCUAAGACAUUUUGUUCAGAUGUUGUUAAAUCUGAUAGUCAAGCUUCUGCAAUGCUUGCUCAACACCCUCCUUCUCCUUCCUGCCCCAGGGCUGCCACGGGAAACCAAACUUCAACUCAGGAAACUUCUAUCUCCUCCCUCACUCCCCCAUACACAUCCACUUCCUGCACUGACUCUGAAACAGCCGUGCUCUCACCCUGCAUGGCCUCCAUGGCCAAAAGUGGACUCUGUGCAAAGCUUAGUAUGAAUGAAGAAGCCAAGCCUUUUCCUUUUCAAUUACGUCCAUCUUCACCAGCUUCUUCUCGACAGAUAAAACAGACUAUUCAGUCUUUAGUAGAUCCUAACAGGUCUGAAGUCCCCAAACAUGGCACAGGGCAAGUCAAAGAGGAUGGAGAAGGGGGGCCAGCCCACAAUAGAGUUAUCUGCAAUCCAUUUGGCAACAAACAAGGGACAGUUGAAAAUCAAGCUAUGCAAAGGAGGAAAGGCAAUACAAUUACAGUUAACCCACGUAAAAUGGCUGGUUGUGAAAAUGGUUUUGUUGCCACAGAGACUAAGACUCCAGUUCCUAAAACAGAUUCUGGUAAAAAGCGGUAUCCAACAGUUGAAGAGAUAAAAGUGAUCGGGGGCUACCAGGCUGUAGGCAGGUCCUGCUUGGCCAAGCACUCCAUUGACAAGAAAAAGUUAAAUAUCUCUUUCCCUGACUCUGAAUUGGAGAGCACAUUUGAGUAUCCCUCAGAGAGCUCCCUCUUAGCUGAAUUUGGACCCCCAGAUGAGCCAGAGGCCAUUACACCCCCUGCUCCUCAAACUGAAGAUGAUGAAGAAGAGGACAGUGUCUUGUUAGGGGGUAUCUUGAGAAGAAAAGCCCUUAUAGUGGAUGAGUCCUGCAAACGCUGAGCGAAUUUCAGAAAUAAUUUUGGGCGGCGCACAAGAGACCUGUGGAAUUUCCAUUCUUACUAUAAUGGGCAUUGUAAUACAACAGAACCUGUCCCAACUUCACCAUGGCCGAGUUUACCAAUGAUUACUGAUUACACAGGAUUGUAACAACCAAAUGCAGCUGGAGGAUAUUAUGUUAAACAACUGACUGAGAAAUUCAAUUAUGCUGAUUAGCAAAGGCCUACUGGAAAUCACAGUGAAACAAAUACUGCUUACCACUGCAUUGCUAAAGAUAACCAAAUGAACUAGGACUGCUUACUAAAGCAAUCUUUAUCAAUGAUCCUGUGUUCUGCACCACAGUUUGUUAGCAAUGGCAAUAGUAGUUCUUACUAAAGCAGUUUAUUCACAUUUCUGUGUAAAGUAACAGUGAUCUGUUCUUUAAUUCAUAAAUUGGCACAGGUAGGGUUAGUUAAACCAAUGUCUGGUUCUGCCAAUAUACAGUAUGGCUAGUAACUGGUGUUAUGUAUCACCUACGUAAUUAGCCUUGCAUUGGUAAUGCUGGCUACAUAUGGACUAAAGUUCUAAGUAUCUGAACAAUGAUACUGUGGUAUGACUAGCUGUUUAUUAAAGCAAUAAGGCCACACAAAUAAAUGUGCACAAAACCCCCCCUUUUUUGUAUAUUAAACAUAAAUGAGCUGCUUGGUCAGCCGAUGCAUUUCUGUUCUGACCAAUACGUAUUCCUCAUAUUGUCGGGUUUGGUUUUAUAUUCUACUCAAUCAACAUUGGGUAGAUUACACAUUAACAUGAUUGUUUUAAUUUUUAAAAGGAGAUCUAAAAUGAAAAAAAAUAUAUAUUGGUGUAAAUGUAUUCCGAGCAAUCCUUUAAGCAAUUUUGCAGUUUUAUAAUUUUAGUGGUGUCUGAGAUAUUAGCAGUUUUAUAUUGAUAGACUUUCAGCUCAGCAUAUCUUUUAGCAGGCCCAGAGUGUAGGGUUGCCACCCAGCCGGUAAAACACCUGCCAAGGCCGGGGCCGGUAUUACAAAUUUACUGGCAAUCAGGGUCCGACAGGGGGGCUACUGUGCGUGCCGUGCGGCACCGCCUUUGGCACGCAUGCGCACAAGCGCCCUUCUCGGCGUGCAUGUGCACAAGGCGCCCCAUCAGUGCACAUUGUGCCGGCGCUUUGCGAAAAUCCUUUUAAAAAAAAAAAAAAACCAAGGAGAGGGGGUCUUGCCCGGCCAGUCAGACACUGCCGGCAAUGUAGUUACCGUCCCCAAUUCGCUCAGUACUUACUUUUUUUUUUCAUGUUUCUGUCCAUCGUGCGUGUUGCCCCGCCUCUUUUGCAUCACUGUGUGUGACUCCGCCCCUUUUACAGCACGACAUGCUCCUUUUUGUUCCCGCCCCCCACCGGCCGGUAACAUUUUUUAGAAAAGCUGGCAACCUUACCAGAGUGUCAGCAACCCUAACUGUGCACUUGCCUAAUUCGGUUAAUCCUCAUCUUGUUGCUGAGCCAAAAGCAUGGUAUUAAUAUCUAAAAAUGCAAAUAUCUCAGAAAUCACAAAAAUAGAAAAUAUGUGAAAACUUUAAAAUGCUCAGAGAAGGACCCUGAGUAAGUUUACCCCAAUUCAUUUUUGAGGGCUUAGAUUUCCUUUUAACGCCCAUAACUCAUUUAUUCUUUUAACACACUUGAACAAGGUAAGACAUACCUUACCAUUUAAUAAAACGUUUUAAAAGUUUUUUUUUUAAUUGACAAUUGUCUAUCACUGAACCUGUUUGUAUCAAACUGUUUUGGCAUUGUUACAAAUGGAACCAGUUACAUCUUUAUCUUGCAUUGCAUCUUGUAGAAAAGUUCAGUAAAAUAUGUUUACACCCACUGAUGUACAAUGGCAGUUUGCCUUCCAAACACAGUUUAUUGUUUUCAAACAAUACCUAAAACAAUGAUUCUUUUUUAAUUGCUUUACAGUGUUUAUUCCCCUGCACAGAGAUAAAGAAAAAACAAACUUAUUUGUUUUCUCCUCAAAGAACCAGUUUAAUAGACCUUGGUGGGACUAAAGUCACAAAAGUGAUCCAAUCAGCAAAAAUGCCAUUGGGAGAACACUGGCUUUCUAUUUUUACAGGUUUUCUGUUAUUUAAGUUUAACAUUUCAUUUUAUACCUGGGGGUUAUUUAUUGAAGUCCAAAUGCAAAAAACUCAAAAAAAAUUAUUUUUUUUACAAUAAAAAUCUCAAAACGCAAAUUUUUCAAGAUUUAUUCUACCUCGAGGAUGAAAAAAAAUCUAUUUCAGGCUUUUUGUGCAAAAAUCAGAAAUAUUCAGACUUUUUAGGGAAAAGGCUGAAAAAAAUCUAGCGUUUCUGGAAAAAAAUCUGGAAAAAUUUUAUGAUUCGGAUUUUCGUUUGAUUUUAUCAAAUUUUUUCCUCGAUCCGGGGAAAUGGGUUUUUUUUAUCAUAAAUAAGGUCAAAUCAUGGAUUCUAGUUGCUCUGACUUUUUUUAAUAAAAUGAUCAGUAAAAUUAGGAUUUUGAUAAAUCCCCCCCCCCCUGGUGUUUCGCAGUUCUGUAAACCAGGUUUCCAUCUCCACUGUUACAAUUUACUUACAUUAGUUUGAUACAUUGCUCAGCAGCAUCAGAAAAAAGUCAGCAACGUGUAACAAUUGACUAUUGUAAAACUCAGGGAUUAUGCUCAGUAAAGCUGAAGUAAAGAAAUGUAUCAACUAACGUAUCAAAUGUAAACAGUUUAGAGUCAGUGCUCCAUCCUCAAAUACGAAAGGGUAAAAUAUAAAAUCUUAAAUUUAAUUAAAAUGAGCUAACUCCACCCCCCCCCACACAAAAUAAUUUUUUUUGGAAGGUAAACUACACCAUUAAAUCUCUUAUAGCCACUUAUGUGCAAACACUAGUUUAAACUAGUUUGAAUCAAAUAAGAGUGUUACCAGCAAGUAUUAAGUGCUUUUUUGUGUACUUUGAUAUUUUUGUAUUUUUUUUAUAUGUAUGUUCUGUUUAUAAAAAAAAAUAAAAGCAAAAAAAAUA